This is a messenger RNA of Bemisia tabaci, 2446 nucleotides long. NCBI's taxonomy places the organism in Eukaryota, Metazoa, Arthropoda, Insecta, Hemiptera, Aleyrodidae. The record is from RefSeq and is a predicted model, not a curated record.
UUGCCGCGUGUCAGAUCGUAUUUGAUAAGCUCAAACCGUAGUCCCGUUUUGACUGAAGUGUCAACUUCUUCUUCUCACAUUGUAUACGUGCAUGAUAGUAUGAUUUCAUCGGUGUGCUAUACUGAGUUGAUUCUUGUAUCAAUCGUUGCAUUAUCAUCGUCAACACCAACGAGUCAAACUUACGAUGAGUUACUCGAUGCAUUCAAAGCUGUGGAAACCAAUCGGAAGGCCGCUAUAAAGGGGGCGCUAGAGGUAGCAUCGGGCCGAAAAAACAACGUUACUCUUGAGCUCUUACAUGGUAUCGUGGCAGAGGCGGACUUGGUGCUCCAGAACAUAAGGCGCUAUUUCGACGCUGGUAAGGUCAUGUUCGACUUGAAUCAAGGAAAAGUAAACCUCGGAGAUGCGGAAAUAAUUGCGAAAACUCAGCUCAUGCGAGAGAAGCUUUACUUGCAGGAUCAAUUGCAUAGGCUAGCCGCAACCUUCAAAACCUUAAAAGCUCAAAUGAAGGAUCUACCAAUGGACUUGAUGAGCAUUCUGCAACCAGUAAUUCGCAGCAUCAAAGAGAGCGAAGAUGCAAUAGUUCCACUCGCGAGACAAUUUCGAGUGUACCUGGAUGAAGUCAAACCAACCCUAAUAGUACCAGGACACAAGAUGACUUCUUAAAUAUGUAUCAAUUGAAAAGUUGUUUCAAAGACAAGUUUAGAACACAUUUUUAUCGGGAAGAUUUCAAAUCGCAUUUGAAAUCCUUUAAAAAUAUAUGUGGAGUGAUGUAGUGUAUCCAUCGUUACGGAUUCAUUAACUGUUUCCACAAUUUAAAUGAGCCGAUCAAAAUAAAACAGCAAUUAGACUGGUGGUCGGUGGAAUAAUGUCCAGCAAUAACGCGUUGAGCAGAAAAGAACCAAGCCACAUCAGAUUACCAAAUUAAACUGGAAUAUCUAAUUUUUUACAAGAAAACGUUUGUGCGGAUUUUUUUGAAAAUUUCAAUGAAUUUGCUUAGUAUGUAUAAUACAGAAAAUUCACUAGAUUGUCCACAAGAAUUCGCACAGUCGUUUUUAAGUAUAACAUUAAAUUCCCCAAUUCUAUUUGGUAAUAGCUAGUGUGGCUUAGUUCCUUUCUGUUUAACGCGGUCCAAUUAAGAGGAGCAUCUAUUUUUUAUUAGAAUAUUAAAAUACAUUUACUCGUUAGUCUGUUCGUGAUUGAUGUAGAUUAAAAAAAGUAGGCGUUUUUUAAUUUUUAUGUGCCUUACUCAACAUUCGUAUCGAUGUCACCUUUCGAUCGGCUCAUUCUAAUAGUGGAAACAUUUAUAUUAUCAAUUUUACCGUUUUUAAACUCAGCGUCUCUGAUCAAAAACACAGGAGGGAGUGGGAGCAGAUUAGUCACAAUUACAGCAGGUAUUUUUUGUGUGCAAAAACCCCGCAUAAAGUUUGAAAUUCGUAAGUUUUAAAUCACUUUUACCCUUCCAUUUCCGAAGGUAAAAGUCGGCAAAUUGUAUGGCCUCUAAGGAGAUAUUAAUCUCGAUCAUAUAAUUGGUUAUUUUCUUGAGAGAAACUCACAAGAAGAGGACAGAGGACGUUAGAUUCCCGUCAAAAUGUCAAAAAUAAGUAGUGAGAAAGGCGCCUUAAAAAUGACCAUGUCAAUGUCGAUAAAUGCAGUGAAACCAAAACACUGAUGGGCAAUUCUUAAAGAACAAUACGGUCUGGAUCCUUUCUCCAUCAUCUCGCCUUCCUAAUCAAAAACAGCAGAUCCACUUACGUGAUGGCUACUGCAGUCAGGUGAUUCUUGUUUCGUAGAAAAUCACUGCACGAAUGUAAUUUGCUGGAUCUGCAGGAGACUCUUAUUCAACGCGAUGACCAUCUUCGAUGAAGUCGGGCUGCUCCUAAGACCUACUGACCUGCACUACUUCCAUUUACACUGAUAUUUUGCCAUUGUUGCGGCAUCGCGGAAGCUGAGCUAUUUUGGAAUUGCAUUUUGAUGGGGAAAACUCGACUAUGUGCACUUUUACGGAAAAACAAACAUAUCGACGGUGAAACUUAAAAACUGCGUAUCUCUGUUGGGAGGUUUCAAAAUCCCCGCUCCUGUUUGAUUUUUUUAAAAAAAAACAAACAAACAAACAAAUAAACAUCAUUCCUUCAAGUUUGUUUUCAAAAUUUGUCGCGCAAAGAAGACAAAAAUCAAGUAGGUUUUUGAGAAAUGACAUUAAAUAAAGACAAGUCUGUUAAAACAACAACGCCUCUAAAAAUUCUAUCCCUGCGGUUCCUCUAUGCUCCACUUUGAAGUCUAUUUUGGACUUAAGAACAAAUCAACGUAAUUUUUGUGAAAAUAUGAAACUAAUGAGACGAGAAAAACCGUCAAUUGCUGUAUAAGAAUAAUGUGUAUCUCCAUAAAUGCAGCGUGUAAAAUCUCCAAUUGUAUUUUCCUUGAGUAGAACAAAUCAAAAUGCUUUCUC